AUGUGGGCAAUCUCUAGAUCUUCUCGCGAAGUCUAGAGAUUAAUGAAGUGGGUUGUCGAAUCGUCUCCGGCGGCUGUCACCCAGCAGAGCAUAAAAACGACGACUUUGUGGCUCUUUGGCGGCUGUCACCCGACGGAGAGGAGCUAGAUAGAGGUGGGACACGUGUCAGAGAGCUUCAUCCUUAGGUCCACACAGCAAGAGGAGGCUCUUCAUUGCAUCUAGUACGCUCUCAGGAGGUGGCGACUCGUCUCCCAGUAGAUUGUCCUCUUCCUGAUGAUGGCUUGUUCGUCGAUCAAUCAGAGAUGAUUUACUCAAUGGAUUCGUGAUCCUUUUAUCGCAAAUCGUUCAGCAAUUUUAGUAGUAAUGCUCUACGAAUCGCAUUGAUGAGAUUUUUGCCAAUGAUCUAGUAAUUCUCGUUGCUUAAUCCUUCACCGGCGAUCUGCAGAAAAGUCACAAUAAUUAGAUAAAAAUAUAUGAAUUUUGACUAUGGGAGGAUUCAAACCCAUGCAAGUCGCCCACCUAUGAGGAAGGUGUGAUGCGGGUUUAGUCCCACAUCGGUUGUGCGCCGAUUUUUCAGGCGAAUAUAUAGUAAUGUUAGGUUUGUAAGCAAAGUCCUUUCUCUCGUGUGUACGACCACUCCUUUCCCCACAACUAGUUGGCCUCUGGCGACAUGGAAAGAGAGUGGCGUACACGUGCCCCUAUCAGUCCAAGCUAAGUCGCUCGAGCCCCUGCUUGUAGCUACUCCCUGACUGCACUUCUAACCCGCUUGUUGGCCCAAUUGGCCGGCGGGUCCCCCAUUUUGUAAUAUUUUUAUUUUUAUUUCUUAUUCUUCAUUUAUCUCAAAAGUAAGAUUGUAAAAAUCGUAUAAAAUCACAUAAUUACCAAAAAAUUCACGUUAAUCAACUAAAAACCACAAAUCAUUCUUUAACACAAAUAUAAGUUUAUUUAUCAUGAGUUAAGGCUAAAACUAUAUUAUUUACUAAUUAUUAACUCAUGAUAAUGAAGACUUAUCAAGUCCGCACCCUUAUUUCCUUUUUUUAUGAAUUUUAAAUAUAUUUUCUUUUCAUUUCUUAGUAUAAAAUUUAUAAAAAAUAGUAUUCUUUGCAGAAAAUUCUGAAUAAUUACUAGAUAUUAUAUUACAUCUUUGUGAUCGACCUGGAAAAUUAUUGUUAUUUUUAAAAGUUUUAUUGAAUUAUAAUUAAUAUAUUUGUUUAGAAAUAUGUCUAAAUAUCUAAAAAAUCAUAUUUUCUAGCUUUCUAAAUUUUAGAUUUGUGUGAUUUAAUAUACAAUGACUAAGUCAUAUCACCUCACCAUAGUAAAGUGGUUACUUUAUCAAUUAUGUGUUAAUGAUCAUCUUGUUUCUCAUCCUCCUUAUCGGGCUGAUAUGACUUUAUUAGUAAAACAUAGAAAAUUAGGUAAAUUUUUAGUCUCCUCAAUAGGUUGAGAUGGUAAGUCACUCUUUCUAUCCACACCACAACCUAAAAGGACAUGUCAUAUUGGGAUACUAGUCCUCAAUGUCUCUUUGAUCUCUUCAAAUUUUUGUAGAUUGUUCAUUGAGUCAUAGCAAGAUUUAAUCAUUAACAUUGAACUUCACUUCAAUUGAUGGUAAUUUAUAAACUUCUUCAUUCCUCACUCUACAUGUGUUAGUGUAUCAUGUGGCUCUUCUAUGUGCAUAUGUGCAUGUUUGUGAUGUUCCCAACUAUUUUGUUACCUCUAGCAAUGUCAAAAAUUACUUUCAUGUUGCUAGUUUGAAUAGUGAUUAUUAAAUCACCAAACUCUUAUGUAUAUUGUAAGAAAAUUAGAUGACAUCUAAUAGAUUAAUAUAAUUAUACUGAUUAGUAAUAACAUAGUGUUAUAAAUACUCUUUGAACAUCCUUUUGAUCCUUUCAAAUUGUCCAUCCAUCUAUAAGUGAAAACUUAAAGAAAACUUCAAAUUGUGUGUUUGUCUAUCUAAAUAGACAAACACACAUAUCAAUAGGCUGCCUAAUGAACCACACAACUCAAUCACUCAAUUUAUCUCAUGGCAAAUCUUGCCACUUUCUCAUGAAGAGACAUGUCACCUCUUCUAUUAAGGUAUCAAUUUGUGAUAGCAUGAAUAUAACAUACCUAAAGAAGCAACCUAUGAUGAUAAAGAUUGAGUUGUGAUCUUUUACCUUCAGUAAAAACAAAUAAUAAAAUCUAUAGAGAUAGACCCUCAUAGUAGGGAAUGAACAUUGGCUCUAAUGUCUCUAUGGCCUUAUGAUGAUGCUCUAUUUUGUUUUGUUUUCAUAAUAAAAACAUUAUUUCAUAUAAAUGAAUAAUUUUACAUUAUCUACAUGAACCUCAUUUUUGAGCCAAGUCUUUACACUCUCACAGAGGAGGAGGGACCCUUGGCCUCUUCUUGACUUUAUGAAUUGCUAAUCACCAACCCUUUCCUUGCCUCAUCAUUGACUGUACCUUGACCCUCUUCCCUUGCUCCUUUGCAUUUGCCAUCAGGAAUUGUCUUCCUCUACCUCCUGCAAAACCACUCAAAAUCUCUCCAAACUGGACUUUGAAGCAAUUCAUUAGACAUCAAAGAAGGCUAUACUAUUCCCCAGCCUAUCCUUCCCAUGGGAUAAUAAGUUUACUUCUUGUUCUUACUUCUUUUUUGAGGUUGGCCCUUUCAGUCCAUAUCACUCCUUGCAGUUUAGAGAGCAAAAGGUUUUAAUUUUCUAGAUUAUAUUGGUAGUGUUUGAGCUUCUCUACCAUACCAUCAAUCUGCAUGGUUUACCUCUAAAGUGAGUUCUAGCUUCUUUAGCCUUCAGUUUUUGAUGAUCAUUCUCUUCCUUAUUUUCUUGCUAUGAGGAGUUGGGUAGCUUUUUCCUCACAACUUCUUACCCCCCUUUCUUUUCAAAUUAUCUUUCUUCUUUUUUUUCCUUUUUUCUCUUGCUCUUUCUCCUUUUUUUUUUCCCAGCAUGGCCAACUUUUGGCACUUUUACACCACAUCCUAUCUUCUGUUCCACCCCUUUUAUUUUUUUUAACCAUCCAUCCCCUCAGCUUAAUUGGGUGCACCAUUGACGUGACUCAGUCGUUGUAUAUUAAAUCACGCAAAUUUAAAAUUUAUAAAACUAGAAAAUACGAAUUUUCGGAUAUUUAGAAGUAUUUCUAAAUAAAUAUAUCAAUUAUAAUUCAAUAAAAAUUCCAAAAAUAGCGGUAAUUUUCCAAGUCGAUCACAGGGAUGUAAUAUAAUAUCUGGUAAUUAUUCAGAAUUUUUCUCAAUGAAUACGAUUUUCUUACGAAUUUUAUACUAAGAAAUAAAAAGGAAAUAUAUUUAAAAUUCAUGAAAAAAAGGAAAUAAGGGUGCGGACGUCAGGAUGACGUCAGCGCCCGGCGAACGCGAAUCAGGCGGAAACAAAGUUCCGCCCGGCGAUUCUUACGUAGGCGAUUACAGACGACUCAAUUAAUCAAAUUAAGAUCUGUAAAAGCCGGAAGAAUCGUAAUUGAACGAAGUAUAGUUUGGUAAAUAAAAUCAACAAAGUAUCACUAAAUGAAGCGUAAAUUAAAUUGAAAGCAGGAAAACAGAGUUCCGGCGUCGCGACGGCGAUGCGUCGGCGAUGCACCGGAAUCCUGAGCGUUCGGGAGGAUCGUCGUGCAGUGUCCACGGCCUCGAAGGCUCUCCUUGGACAAAGACGACGUGGGCAAUCUCUAGAUAAAGCAGGAAAAUUCCGGCGUCGCGACGGCGACGCGUCGGCGAUGCACCGGAAUCCUGAGCGUUCGGGAGGGUCGUCGUGUAGUGUCCACGGCCUCGAAGGCUCUCCUUGGACAAAGACGACGUGGGUAAUCUCUAGAUCUUCUCGCGAAGUCUAGAGACCAAUGAAGUGGGUCGUUGAAUCGUCUCCGGCGGCUGUCACCCGGCGGAGCAGAAAAAUGGCGACUUUGCGGCUCUCCGGCGGCUGUCACCCGACGGAGAGGGGCUGGAUGGAGGUGAGGCGCGUGUUAGGGAGCUUCAUCCUCAGGUCCGCGCAGCAAGAGGAGGCUCUUCAUCGCAUCUGGUACGCUCUCAGGAGGUGGCGACUGGUCUCCCGGCGGAUCGUCCUCUUCCCGACGACGGCUUGUUCGUCGAUCAAUCGGAGAUGA
Spirodela intermedia is the source of this 4095-nucleotide messenger RNA. Lineage: Eukaryota; Viridiplantae; Streptophyta; Magnoliopsida; Alismatales; Araceae. The record is from the annotation of a GenBank genome assembly.